Messenger RNA from Rubroshorea leprosula, 838 nucleotides. The record is from the annotation of a GenBank genome assembly. NCBI's taxonomy places the organism in Eukaryota, Viridiplantae, Streptophyta, Magnoliopsida, Malvales, Dipterocarpaceae.
AGGAUGACGCUUCCAAAGCCAGGAUGCAUGCCCAUUACAUUGAAUUGCCUAGAAUCCUUGUUUGUCUGGGAUUGCUUUGACAUUUAUGCCUGCAGAUGCAUCAAUGCUUACUUUGUAGACUGUUUCAUCAUCUCCAACUACAUUGUGAUUGAGGAUGUUGGCGCCGAUGACGUGAUCCCUCUGCCUAACGUCACGAGCAAGGUCCUGUCCAAGGUGAUUGAAUACUGCAAAGAGCACGUCGAGGCUGCGAAUUCGGACGAUCGUGCUACUUAUGUGAACGAUGAGCUCAAGGCCUGGGAUGCUGACUUUGUCAAGGUCGAUCGAGCCACCCUCCGCGAGCUCAAGCGGGCUGCAGACUACUUGGAAAUCAAGAGCUUGCUUGAUCUGAUGUCCCAGACAUUGGAGGAUAUCACCCUCAUGAGUUGCGACCACAAGACGUUCGAGGUGGACAAGUCGGUGGCCCUGAUGUCCCAGACGAUUAAGCACUUGAUUGAGGAUGUUUGCGUUGAUUACGGGAUCCCUCUGCCUAACGUCGAGAGCAAGAUCUUGUGCAAGGUCGAUAACGCCACCCUCUUCGAUCUCAUCCUAUCCGCAAACUACUUGAAUAUCAAGAGCUUGCUUGACCUGACGUGCGAGACAGUCGCAGAUAUGGUCAAAGGCAAAACGCCAGAGGAGAUCCGAAAGAAAUUCAACAUCAAGGAUGACUUUACACCUGAGGGAAAAGAGGAGGUUCGCCGGGAGAAGCAAUGGGCCUUUGAGUGAAUGAUCUCCACAAUGCAGAACACCUUCUGGUUUUCAUUUGCUGAGAAUUUAAGUUUAGUAAAGUACCUUAAGUAAU